Lachancea mirantina is the source of this 768-nucleotide messenger RNA. The record is from the annotation of a GenBank genome assembly. NCBI's taxonomy places the organism in Eukaryota, Fungi, Ascomycota, Saccharomycetes, Saccharomycetales, Saccharomycetaceae.
AUGGAUUUCAGUGUAAUUGAGAAGCUUUUGCACGACAUCAAGAAGUCGAUAGAUGUGAAUUGUGAUGUUGCAUCGAAACUUUUGGAUCAAGUGGCACUUUUGGUAGUCGAAGAACAAACAUCUAGCGUUUGUUCAGAUGCCAUGGCGACGCUGCGAAUGAUAUUUCCAACGCACAUAAUCUCUUUGGCUGAGAUUCGAGAUCAACAGACUGCUGUGAUCGAAUGCUAUAACACAAAGAUGAAACUUAGUCCCUCGGCAGACGUGGCCAGAAGCCAACUUUCUUUCAGUAGAACAGGUCAUCCAGAGGGCUCCGAACUGCUCGAAUAUAUAAAUGAAGUCCAAGAGUUGGAGCUAUCGUUAUUUGAGCAUCAAAGUCUAUUAGGGAGGCUGUCUGCGUCAUUAGACCUUUCUGAAAGUGCCAAUGAAAGAUCUGUUCGGCCAGCCAAAGACGAUGACGCGACUAAAAAUGUUUUCCACCAACUUCUGAAGCAAUAUAGCGCUACAAAUUCGAGCCAGGACGAGUUGACCAAACUGAGAGAUCAAUUGAUGGAACUUAUCAACGAUCAGAAGCUUGAAAAAGCGCAAUACUCGCUAGAGAAUCAGCACACCCUAAAAGAGGUUUUCAGCCAACUGGCGCAUCAGGUCACAGAAUGGAAAGAACAGUUUCAAUCCUUGGAAGAUAUUAUGUUUGGGAAUGGACCUCGCUCGAUGUUGAGCUUAUUUCACGAAGUGGACAAGAUGAAGCCCCUAUUGGAAUCCAACGAUUGA